AUGAGGGAGAUACCUGAACAAGUUGCAUCGUGGUUAUACAAUGUACUUCAACCGCAGUAUUUACACAAGCAGAUAGCAUACACUCAUAUAAUACGUUUCCUUCAAUCUCAUCUAUAUGGUGAAGAGAAAUUUAAAAUAAGAACUCAAGUCUACACUUUUCCGGAAUCUGGAUAUGAAGCAUUAAUGUUGAACCUCGCUGGCAAUUUGAGUAUACCGGGACAUUCAACGGUCCCUAUUCAGAUCUGGGUACCACAUCGAUAUCCAUUCGAAGACGGAGUGCCUAUUGUGUAUGUUACUCCAGACCCAUCCCAAGGCGCGAUACUAUUGCCAGGUAACCAUAUCGAUGGUCUGGGACGAUUCUACCACCCUUACUUGUCUAGGUGGUUUUCUGAAUGCUCCAGUUAUAAUCAGGAUUCGUUUGGGAGGUACAAUUUGUUGGAGUUGGUUCAAGUCAUGCGUCAAUCGUUUUCAAAAGAAUUUCCAUUACAUCGCCCAUCAGGCGAAACGGGACCCUUUUCUUCCCCUGUUGUUCAUGGAACACCAACACCUCCUCCCAAGCCUACAAAAGUUUUAGCUGAAUCCCCUAAGAUGCAAUCUCCACCUCCUCCCAAGCCUGCAAAAGUUUUUGCGGAAUCCUCAAAAAUGCAAUCUACACCGCCUGACGUUCCAAUCGGGAAUCCAAAGUAUUCUGUUCCACUUAAAUAUCAAGGGCCAUUACCGCUUCCACAUGAGCAACCUCUCUUACAACCUCCCAUAACGCAAAUACCGAAGGAAACCAUAUCAACGUCAAAAUCCACGCAAGCGGUCAAUCGUAGAGCAAUGAAGGCACCUGAUUUGAUUGACUCUGAAGGUUUAAAGGAAGGAGAUAUUUUUACAGGCGAAGAAAAUGAAGGCUUCAGCAGGGAUUUGAAAGAAGUUUUGUCCAAAGAACUUGAAGCUGGACAUGCCAAUAAUCUUGCCACUGAGAUCCAUGACAAUUCCAAAAAGAUCGAAGCUCUCCACUCCCAGUUAGGUCAUCAUCGACAGCAAGCAGUAGCUAAUUGCCGUAACUUGUCGAGUCACAAAGAUUAUCUUUCUCAAAAGGUCAACCAAAUUUCAAAUUCAAAUGCAGAAUUGGUUGCGUUAGACAAGCUUAAUGCAGGGCUGAGUGAUAAGGUUUACUUAAAUCCAUCGAAGGCAAUUUCGAUUGAAAACAUCGUGAUACCAGAUCUGCAGCUAGUUUCGCAGCUAUACGAUACAGUAGCUGAGAUAAAGGCGACAAAAGAUGCUCUUAAUAUGCUUUGUGGUAAUUACAAAUCGACGAAGGAAAUUGUGAAUGACAAUAACCUUGAGUGGUGCAUGAAGUAUGCCAGAAGCUUGGGGAGAGAUCUCUAUUGGCUUGAAUUGACGAGACAAGAAAUUAGCGAGAGAGCUGGGAUGGAUUAA
Meyerozyma guilliermondii ATCC 6260 is the source of this 1425-nucleotide messenger RNA. RefSeq names its product ubiquitin-binding ESCRT-I subunit protein (gene VPS23). Bases 1 to 1425 code for a protein of 474 amino acids. Lineage: Eukaryota; Fungi; Ascomycota; Pichiomycetes; Serinales; Debaryomycetaceae. Gene Ontology annotation, cellular component: ESCRT I complex. Gene Ontology annotation, biological process: protein modification process; endosome to lysosome transport; protein transport. The transcript has a single exon. The record is from RefSeq and is a predicted model, not a curated record. Gene Ontology annotation, molecular function: ubiquitin binding.